GAUACGGUAAGGUGUCAGACAUGGCGUUGUGUGCCAAACAUGGCGCACAGCUCACUAAUCUCAUCCAAUUCCACCACUGCCAAACAUUUCAUUAAGAGAGGGAAGAAGGGAGUGCCUCUGUGUCUAUAGAAUUGUUUUAGAUCACUGACACAGGGAGAAGGACACGGAGAUAAGAUAGAUAGAGAGGCGCAGAGGUCGAUCAAAGAAAUAGGAGCUGUGAUACGAAGUAAUGGCGGCCGCCUCAUCGUGUCCUUCGUUCCUCUUCUUCCUCUUGUUAUCUACAGCUCUGUUCGUCUCCGGCGAGGCUACUUCUCUCCUGCCGUUGGCUAACCUCGCUGCCCUUACCUUUGAGGAAGGCUACACGCAGCUCUUCGGAGACUCCAAUCUCAUGCUUCACGGCGACGGCAGGACCGUCCAUCUUUCCCUUGACGAGAGAACAGGAGCUGGAUUUGCAUCGCAAGACCUCUAUUUGCAUGGGUUCUUCAGCGCCUCCAUCAAGCUUCCCUCCGACUACGCUGCCGGAGUUGUCGUCGCCUUCUAUCUGUCAAAUGGAGAUUUAUUCGAGAAGACACAUGAUGAAGUAGACUUUGAGUUCUUGGGGAACAUAAGAGGGAGGGAAUGGAGAGUGCAGACCAACGUUUAUGGGAACGGGAGCACUGCCGUCGGAAGGGAAGAGAGAUAUGGCCUCUGGUUCGAUCCUACAGAGGACUUCCACCAGUACUCAAUCCUUUGGAGCCACCAGAGGAUUAUAUUUUACGUCGACAACAUCGCAAUUAGAGAGGUGGUGAGGACUGAAGCCAUGGGCGGGGAAUUCCCUUCAAAGCCCAUGUCCCUAUAUGCCACAAUAUGGGAUGGCUCAACCUGGGCUACUUUAGGGGGGCGGUACAAGGUCAACUACAAAUACGCCCCAUACGUAGCCAAAUUUGCAGACCUCGUGCUCCAUGGCUGCUCUGUCAACCCUAUGGAUCAUAGAACGGUUAGCCAGGGAUCUGAUGCUGGAGCUUGUGAUUCCAUAAGAUUGUCAACUGCUGAUGAAAGAACUGCAAUGGCGAAGUUCCGGAGGAAACACAUGACCUACUCCUACUGCCAUGAUCGCGUCCGCUACCGAUCACCACCAGAUGAGUGUGGCAUUGGCCCUGAAGCGAAGAAUUUCCUUCCAUCUGGUGAAUCAAAACUCGGUAAGCGACAUGGUCGCAGUUCCUUGGGAGCAGUCCUUUGAACCGCGGCAGGUACUUUGGCAGGAUUCUUUUUGGUGUAACAUGUGAUUGGGUGCUGUAUAGCAAAUUUAUUUGCAGUGUUGGUUAGAUUAACAUUGUUUAGACGGCAUGCAUAUUUGUAUCACCUGGUUUUGCUGUUCGAGCCUGUUUUGUGGGUCUAUUUUGCUCAUGAGUGUGUCCUUAUCUCCCUCAUCCGCUGGUGUUACUGAUGUUAUUAUUAUUAUUUUAAUCAGGUAUCAGUUUACAUUGAUUAAUUCA
This is a messenger RNA of Zingiber officinale, 1475 nucleotides long. Its product is annotated as probable xyloglucan endotransglucosylase/hydrolase protein 28. NCBI's taxonomy places the organism in Eukaryota, Viridiplantae, Streptophyta, Magnoliopsida, Zingiberales, Zingiberaceae. Gene Ontology annotation, molecular function: xyloglucan:xyloglucosyl transferase activity; hydrolase activity, hydrolyzing O-glycosyl compounds. The transcript has 4 exons. The record is from RefSeq and is a predicted model, not a curated record. Gene Ontology annotation, cellular component: apoplast; cell wall. The coding region runs from base 230 to 1219 and encodes 329 amino acids. Gene Ontology annotation, biological process: xyloglucan metabolic process; cell wall biogenesis.